This is a messenger RNA of Plenodomus lingam JN3, 204 nucleotides long. RefSeq lists its product as uncharacterized. The record is from RefSeq and is a predicted model, not a curated record. NCBI's taxonomy places the organism in Eukaryota, Fungi, Ascomycota, Dothideomycetes, Pleosporales, Leptosphaeriaceae.
AUGCAGUUCAUCUCCGUCACCCUCCUCUUCUUCGGCCUCAGUGCCACCACCGUGUUCGCCAAGAAUGAGUACACGAGCCUCAUCACCCGCGACGUGAUGGGUUUCUACACCACGACCCUCGUCCUCCCUGCUGUCGCUCCUCAGCCCACCGAUUUGACUGAGGAUGUCACUCUGCCCGAGGAAGCCGAAAAAAUCCAAGAGUAA